AUGCUAGCCACGACCGCCGUGCCUGUCAAGACUGCUUACCUCUCAAUGGUCCUCGCCGUCGCCGCAGGCAGCCUCGCCGCUGCCAGCAACAACAAAUGCAAGGUACCCAGCGUGGACGUCCCGGCCUGCCCAGCCGUCGGCACGCUGCGCUUCGACAAGAGCGUGCCCGACCGCAAGGACGCCCCCGCGACGCAGGUCGACCUGUGCUACACGGACACGUCGCUCGCGAUUACGUUUACGGCGCGCAACGAGACGAAUUUCUUCUUUGACCCGAAGCAGGGCACCAACGGGGACAUUUGGGAGUACGAGGUCAUGGAGGCCUUCAUCUACAAGGGCACCGACGACCCGCAGACGUACCUCGAGUUCGAGGUGAACCCCAACAACGUCACGUACCAGGCCUUUGUCUACAACCCGUCCAAGGACCGUGCCGAGGGCGCGCCGUUUGACCACGCGUUCAUCACCAACCCGGCAGCGGAUGGGUUCGAGGCGACGACGGCGCUGGACAAGGCCAAGGAGACCUGGACGAGCAAGGUCAAGAUCCCGCUGGGGCUGUUCAAUGUGGACAAGGGCAAGGCAAAGGGCACAAAGUGGCGGAUGAACUUUUUCAGGACCGUUGUCAGCCCCCAGUCGUACCCAGACCAGGGCCUGAGCGCUUGGAGCGUGCCGGAUAAGGCGAGCUUCCACAUCUCAAAGUACUUUGGCAACGUCAACUUCGUCUAG
Molecule: messenger RNA, 720 nt
Organism: Akanthomyces muscarius
Lineage: Eukaryota; Fungi; Ascomycota; Sordariomycetes; Hypocreales; Cordycipitaceae
Exons: 3
Coding region: 1-720 (239 amino acids)
Source: RefSeq, a predicted model, not a curated record